AUGGGCCGUCUUCAAUCUAAGCCUAUGUCCCACGAAAUCGUCGACAUAAGCAGGAUCCCGCCGUCCUUGACGGGCACACCCUUUGAUAACGUUCAGGAACUAUUGUCUUCCUAUGGCGAGCACGUUCUCUUGACCGACCAGGGGCGUCGUCUUGCGCUGCUUCACCCUGCGGCCACUUCACAGCACGUCUUCGGAGGCCAGCGUGCUACGUGGCCUCUCAUUUUCGACGAGUGGGAGAACCCCCAAGCCUUACGCGAGUAUCGUAAGGACUCCGCUGGGUAUGUACCUCGUGGGCUGCUCAACUUCAUUCGCCAAAUUCGAUAUGGCGACGAUUAUAUGUAUAUACUUCUUACUGGAGGAUUGUAUACGCUCGAGAUCGCCCUCGAGGGCGAGGUUGACGACAUUGUGCCGGUUGAACGGUUAUCGGGUGAGUAA
This is a messenger RNA of Aspergillus terreus NIH2624, 435 nucleotides long. RefSeq lists its product as uncharacterized. Bases 1 to 435 code for a protein of 144 amino acids. NCBI's taxonomy places the organism in Eukaryota, Fungi, Ascomycota, Eurotiomycetes, Eurotiales, Aspergillaceae. The record is from RefSeq and is a predicted model, not a curated record. The transcript is spliced from 2 exons.